Molecule: messenger RNA, 996 nt
Organism: Nakaseomyces glabratus
Lineage: Eukaryota; Fungi; Ascomycota; Saccharomycetes; Saccharomycetales; Saccharomycetaceae
Gene: CCE1
Product: cruciform cutting endonuclease
Cellular component (GO): mitochondrion
Molecular function (GO): flap-structured DNA binding; DNA endonuclease activity; crossed form four-way junction DNA binding
Source: RefSeq, a predicted model, not a curated record
AUGAUGAACGCUGAAGUGGCGGAGCGGGUAUUGAGACCACUGAAGAGCACAACCUUGAAGCAUGUAUCGGUGCUGCUGGGAGCUAGGAUAGAAGCCACCAAGAGUGCGCGGAUCAGCAGUAUUAUUAGUCAGUGUGCCGUGCUGGACAGGUUGCGGUGCCGACGAGAUGCCGGGGAUCUAGUGGUUACUGCAAUCGAUGCGGGAGUCUCUAAUUUCGCGUAUUGCAGUCUGCAGUUAAGAAAGGAUCGUAAGCCACUGCUGGUGGGGUGGGAGAAGUUUCAACUCGAGAGUAAGUUUGUGGAUGGCCACAUGGAUGGGGAUAAGCUGGCACUAAACCCUGAGAAUUUCUCGAGAUUGGCCACAAAGUUGUCACAGUACCUGCUGGCGCUGCCGUAUGCCACUCAACUCUAUGCCAUUGAAAGACAAAGAGCACGGUCAAUGUCCUCCAAGUUUGUUCUAGAGCCGGUCCUUAGAUCAAAUAUUUUGGAGUACCUUCUUUUCUCCACUUUGGCAAACGCUAAGGAAACUGGACGUGGAACUAAAGACUAUGAGAUCAUCUCUUCUGACCCUCAGAGAAUGGUUAAUUAUUGGGUUACAGUUGGAAGCUCAAAUACUAAGUACCAGGAACUCAUUCUUGAUAAAAAUAGUAAGAAAUACAGGAUAGCACUAGUUAGUGAUAUUCUGUGUAAUUCAGUGCAUGAUGAUUGGGAUUUUGGCGUGGAAUUGACAAGCAUAUGGAGAAGAAGGAUAGCAAAGGCUCAAAAUAAAAAAACUAGCGACUUGAAAUUAUAUACGCUGAUUGAAAAUAGCGAUACAAACUUGGGCACAAAGAAAGAUGAUGAUCUAGCUGAUUCAUUCUUACACGCUUUGAUGUGGUCAAAAUGGCUGAAUAAUUAUGAGACCUUAGUUUACGAGAUAGAUAAUAAGCCAUUCAAUGACUUCGAAACGGGUGUGCUGGAGUUGAUUAAAAAUAUACAAAUUCCUAAAAUACUGUAA